Neogale vison (American mink) is the source of this 2618-nucleotide messenger RNA. It is a transcript of the gene LEKR1, whose product is annotated as leucine, glutamate and lysine rich 1. NCBI's taxonomy places the organism in Eukaryota, Metazoa, Chordata, Mammalia, Carnivora, Mustelidae. The transcript has 11 exons. The record is from RefSeq and is a predicted model, not a curated record. The coding region runs from base 520 to 2394 and encodes 624 amino acids.
GGCAGACACGUAACCAACUGAGCCACCCAGGAACCCUCAAUUCACUUUUAAUUAGGCAUACAUAAAUAUCCAUAUAUAUUUUUAAAAGCACACAUAAUCAAAUACAUUAUUGCUCAAUUAUUAGUUUGAAUGAAUUGUUGCUUAUUAGAUUAAAAAUAAGGAAAAGUUUUUAAUUUACAUUCACUUAGUCCCUCUCUGAUGCUUUUGCUUUAUGUUGACCUGAGUUUCUGUUCUGUAUUCUUUUACUUUUUUCUGAAGAAUGUGUUUUAACAUUUCUUGCAAAGCAUGUUGACUGGCAGGCAAAUACCCUCAAGUUUUGUUUCUCUGAGAAAGUCUUAUUUCUCUUUCACCUUGGAAGGAUAAUUUUACAGAGUACAGAGUUUUAUGUUAAUUUUUUUUUCUUUCAAACUGCAAGUAUUUCAUUCCACUCUUUUUUUCUUUUUUUUGCUUGCGUGAUUUCUGAGGAGAAGUUGUAUAGAAGACUUAUCUUUGUUCCUGUAUAGAAUUCAAGAUGUGAGCAUGCAGUUAAAAAGUCAACAAAAUGAAUUUCAGAGAAUACAGAAAGAAUUGAAUCAUUUGCAACAUGAAUUAAAAAUUAAGCAGAGACAAUCACAAGUAUUCAGUCAAAGAUUGGUGGAGUACAAAUAUUUCUGGAAUAAGACUCUUUCAUUACUUACUUUUACUAAAAGGGAGCUAACCAGUAUUAAAAAUGAAGUAUAUGAUAAUUUUCAAAACUGGACUUCACUGAAAGGAGAAGUUUUUCUACAAAUUAAAUCCAUAAGUGAAACAGCCUUUACAGAAAUAGAGAUACUAAAGAAAAGUUUGACAGUGUCCCAGAGAAAAAAGAUAUGCCUUGAAGAGGAAAUGAAAAAUCUGAAAUUAUUGUCAGAUGCAGCCACAUUGAGGUCUCAGCAGAUUCAGACAUCCAAACAACAGGAAGUAAACUUGCAAACCAGAUGCCAUGACUUGCAAAAAGAAGUACUAGAUUUACAAGGUCAAGUAGAGGCCCUUGGGCUAAACCUUCAGAAGGCAGUGACCAAGAUUGACAACUAUAAAGAAAAGCUCAUGAAUAAAUCUAAUGAAGCUGCUGACUGUCAAAGAGAACUUAGAAAACUGAAGUUUGAAUCCAUUAUUUCUGAAUCACGGCAUACCAGAUUGCUUAAAGAGAAAGAGGAUUCUUUAAUGGCUUGUCAACAAAUAUAUAAAACUUUACAGGAAGAACUGACUGCAAAAGAAAGACAAGAAGAAGACAUGAAAAAAAGAAUUAACCUUGCAGAAAAUGAACUACAGAUAACCAAAACUCUUCUGACUCAGACAAAGGAAGAAGUUGUAACACUGAAAAAUGAAAGGGAACUAAUGCUGAUUUCACAUCAGAAAAGCAUUGAACAGCUGCAGGAAACCCUUAGACAGAAGCUGCUGAAUGAUGAUAACUGGAGAGAGAAGAUUGAAUCUGAGCUGGCCAAGGAAAGAGCCCGACACUUAGUUGAAUUUGAAGAGCAAGCUCUGCUUUUUAAGGAAGAAGCUAAACUGGAACUUGAUAUUGAAAAGGAAAAACACCAAGAAAUAAUCCAAAAGUAUAAGAAAGAACAAGAGGAACUACAAACAAAGAUAUCAGACUUAAUCACAGGUGCUACCAGAGAGCUAAGGCUGGAAGUGGCCACCCUUGAAGAAAAACUCCGUGAAUCUUGUAUCCGCUACACUGAAGAUUCUGAGUCAAAGGAGAAAGAAAUCAAAAACCUGAAAAAUGUGGUUGCAGAAUUUGAAUCCCGCUUGAAGAAGGAAAUUGCUAGUAAUGAUUCUGUUUCGGAGGACUUGAGGAAGGAAAUGCAGCAGAAGUCAGAUGAGCUAGAAAGAGUAAUGCUGGCACAAACACAACUGAUACAGCAGUUUAAUGAGGCCCAGGAACAGAACACUUUUCUUCAGGAAACAGUGAGGAGGGAGUGCGAAGAACGCUUUGAACUGACAGAGGCGUUGAGUCAAGCCAGAGAACAGCUCCUGGAGUUCAGAAAACUCAGUGGAAGUUCACCUCUAUCACUGUGUUCCCUUAGCCAGGGCAGCCUAACCUCCUCUCCUGCAGUGUUCAGUAAUCAGGGAGAGAGGAGCCUUACAAGACUGAACUCUGGAAAAGGAAUCAAAAUACCCAGCCUGCACAGAGUGUCAAAACCCGCCGCUUCCCCAACCUCGCCUCAGUCCAAGAGGCUUAGCAGCUCAGGUUUGCCCACUGUCCCCCAACCCCAUCCUCCUCCCAGGGGUCCAGCAUCUUCAGUAAACGAGACCAGACAAAGGCUGGCCACCAUUCUGCGGAGGAGACUGAAUCAGCAGGGAUCAGUCCAGUCAGGGGCAGCUCCCCCCCGCACACCCGGUCUUCCCCAGUGGGCCAGAGAUGCACAGUGACUGAGGAUGACAAAGGUCAAAUUAUUCUCGCAGAUCAAGAAUGCAUGUUUAUAGAUGUUUUUAAUAAGAUAAUUGGUAAAACUAGGAAUUGUGAAGCCACAUUUUCUAAGAGACCUUUGAUGUUGCCACAGAUAAUGAUGUUGUUGAUAUUCCAGAGGGCCAUUGUCCAUAUUUCUAUAUUGCAUCUUUAGGUGUGGUCUAUGAAUAUACCCUUUUAGAGAUCA